AUGCUUCAUCCUCACCUAUCGGCUGAAAGUAGAGGGGCUGCUGUUGGUGUAUUAGAUGACCGCGGACGACGUUGGCUAUGUUAUGACUAGCCAUCACAUCUCUAUGCAUAAAUGUCUUGCACUUGGAACAAUAGAGUCGGCGGAUGUCAACUCGCCCUACAGAUGCUUCGCAACUCGAGCACUUCUUAGAAGUAUAAUAUUCAUUCAUACUGGCAAAAGUGUAUUCAAGUGACCUGGCCUAGAGGAAGUGUAGAUAUAUUACUAUCGAGUAAAAAAAA
Messenger RNA from Lobosporangium transversale, 278 nucleotides. RefSeq lists its product as hypothetical. Lineage: Eukaryota; Fungi; Mortierellomycota; Mortierellomycetes; Mortierellales; Mortierellaceae. The transcript has a single exon. The record is from RefSeq and is a predicted model, not a curated record. Bases 56 to 232 code for a protein of 58 amino acids.